This is a messenger RNA of Drosophila yakuba, 1277 nucleotides long. Its product is annotated as putative tricarboxylate transport protein, mitochondrial. Lineage: Eukaryota; Metazoa; Arthropoda; Insecta; Diptera; Drosophilidae. The record is from RefSeq and is a predicted model, not a curated record. The transcript has 3 exons. Gene Ontology annotation, biological process: mitochondrial citrate transmembrane transport. Bases 140 to 1093 code for a protein of 317 amino acids.
GCGCAGACGUUAUCAGCGCUCAGUUGGCAGCACGGCCACACUUUCGCCGGGUUUUUUUUUUGUUAACAUUCGUCGUUGGUUGCCGGCAGAGUUAGAACUACGUGUAUCCACAUGACGUCUAGGGGCGACAGUCGUCAGCAUGGAUCGCACCGCCUUCGCGUCCCUUGUCAGCCCGUAUCGCCGGCGUCCGUGGAUGACGGAGCAAGGAGCGGCGGCUCCGUCUAGCGCUCAGGUCGGGCUCAAGGGCAUUAUCGCCGGCGGCAUUACGGGCGGCAUCGAGAUCUGCAUCACUUAUCCCACCGAGUAUGUGAAGACACAGUUGCAGCUGGACGAGAAGGGAGCGGCCAAGAAGUACAAUGGCAUCUUCGAUUGCGUCAAGAAGACGGUGGGGGAGCGUGGAUUCUUUGGUCUCUACCGUGGUCUCAGUGUGCUCGUCUAUGGCAGCAUUCCAAAGUCAGCCGCGAGAUUCGGUGCUUUUGAAUUCCUGAGAUCGAAGGCCGCGGACUCUCGUGGACAUCUAAGCAACUCCGGAAAGAUGCUUUGCGGCUUGGGCGCUGGCGUCUGUGAGGCCAUCGUUGCAGUAACCCCCAUGGAGACCAUCAAGGUGAAGUUCAUAAACGAUCGGCGCAGCGCCAAUCCCAAGUUCAAGGGAUUCAUUCACGGAGUGGGCCAGAUCAUCAAGGCGGAGGGCAUCUCUGGUAUCUACAAGGGCCUUACGGCCACGAUCCUGAAGCAGGGCACCAACCAGGCCAUCCGCUUCCUAGUACUGGAGUCUCUUAGGGAAUGGUACAAGGGUGACGAUCACACGAAGUCAGUGCCCAAGCUGUUGGUGGGAGUGUUUGGAGUUAUUGCCGGAGCAGCCUCGGUGUUCGGCAACACGCCUCUGGAUGUGAUCAAGACGAGGAUGCAGGGUUUGGAAGCUUCGAAAUACAAGAACACUGCCCAUUGUGCAUAUGAGAUUAUGAAGAACGAAGGUCCCGUCGCCUUCUACAAGGGCACCGUGCCAAGAUUGGGUCGUGUGUGCAUGGAUGUGGCCAUCACCUUCAUGAUUUACGACUCCUUCAUGGAUCUGUUCAACAAGGUGUGGGUGUAACUUAGCAGGCGGCUUGGCGACUUAUUUAGUGUCAGAACUACGUGUAUCCCUUGACGCCGAGUGACGUCAGUCGAAAGAUAGUAAACACUUAAUUGUUGUUGGUCAAUUGGGCCCUAUAAAUUAAAAAGCUAAAGCACCGAUAUCGAUUAUAUUGGUAUAGCACUAAAUGCUCUGAUAACCUGGA